This is a messenger RNA of Podospora anserina S mat+, 249 nucleotides long. RefSeq lists its product as uncharacterized. Gene Ontology annotation, biological process: transcription by RNA polymerase I; tRNA transcription by RNA polymerase III; transcription by RNA polymerase II. The record is from RefSeq and is a predicted model, not a curated record. The transcript has 2 exons. Gene Ontology annotation, cellular component: RNA polymerase II, core complex; RNA polymerase I complex; RNA polymerase III complex. NCBI's taxonomy places the organism in Eukaryota, Fungi, Ascomycota, Sordariomycetes, Sordariales, Podosporaceae. The coding region runs from base 1 to 249 and encodes 82 amino acids. Gene Ontology annotation, molecular function: DNA binding; zinc ion binding; DNA-directed RNA polymerase activity.
AUGAUUAUUCCGGUUCGCUGCUUCUCAUGUGGCAAGGUCGUGGGUGACCUUUGGGAAAAGUUCGUUGUCUUGAUCGAGGACAGAGGGCUCGCCGAUGGAGAGGCCCUUGAUGAGCUCGGCUGCAAGCGCUACUGCUGCCGUCGCAUGGUCAUGACCCACGUUGACUUGAUCGAGAAGCUUCUGAAGUACACUCCCGAUGGCCGCAACAGCAAGAAGCUCAGCAUGGCCAAUCCUGGUCACAUGGAAUAA